Molecule: messenger RNA, 2748 nt
Organism: Postia placenta MAD-698-R-SB12
Lineage: Eukaryota; Fungi; Basidiomycota; Agaricomycetes; Polyporales; Adustoporiaceae
Exons: 6
Coding region: 1-2748 (915 amino acids)
Source: RefSeq, a predicted model, not a curated record
AUGGCAGAAUCCGUCUUUCCACUCACGCUCGACGACACAUCCCCCACAAUUGCAUACGCACCUUUCGCCGACACUUUUGGACUGCCCAAUCUGACGGCAGGAUGGAGCCCAUACUACACUGAUUCUGGCUUCUCCACCGACUCUGGUCCCUCGUCCUCGAGCUCUGGCGUUAGUAACGUCGGGAACGGCACGAGCUUGCAUGUGACUGCACACGACGGUGCACAAUUCGCUAUCCGCUGGAACGGCACUGCUAUCAGUAUCCACGGUACUGUGACUGCCCCCUCUUCGAGCGCGUUCACGUACUCGGUAUCGCUGGACGGCAUCUCCACUACAAACUACUUAUCUUCAAUAUCUCAAGUACCGUCUGUCAACACUGCCAGCACAGACAUUCUCGCGCAAUUCGCGAACCUCACAGACACGUCGCACGAGGUUGUAUUAACUGUCCAUAUUCCUGGGAUGUCAAGCAAAGUUAGCACCACUAACCUCGACGCUGUGGUCGCAUUUGACCGCGCUGUCAUCGAUAUGGACGGCUCUGGGAGCCAAGCUACGCCCACUUCAUCACAACUUCCUUCGGCCACCAGCAUACCGACGACCACCAGCGUGCCCGACAACCUGAUCUCGUACCGGGGGCAAUGGUCCUACGAACCGAGGCUCCUCCCGAACUCUCCCAGCUCCGCAUUUCACACGAGCACGAGUGUGGGAGACACCGCCUACGUCAACUUCAAUGGGUUGCUGAAAAUGCUAUUGUGCUGCGUACGUCGCCGUCGUGAUCCGCCUCUGCCGGCGGACGGCACCUUUGUUUGCGUCCUCGCCUUCGCCUUGAGGCCGCCUGCGUACGGCACGGCAGUGACUCUCGCUGGUCUGACGACACCGUCCUCAGGAAGAUACAAUAUUACGCUCGAUAAUACCUCUUAUUCGACUUUGUCCGCACGCUCGUCUUUCACCGCGUCCACGCCAACUAUUCUGUUCUACGCCUCCGAUCUCGAUCCAGAGGCUAUGCACUCCCUGGAGAUCACUAAUGCGGGACCCGCAGUUGGAGAGGAAACCAGCUAUUUAGUUGUGCUAGCGGGAGGGGUAAACGUCACUACCUUAACGCCACCAGGACCUGCUGCCACGCCUGUAGGAGCGACUUCGACUUCGUCAAGUCUGGCUCGCGGAACCGUUGCAGCUAUCACAAUAGGAGCAACGUUGGCCGUGAUAGCAGCCAUUGGGCUCGUCGCGAUGCUCGUGUUGUGGCGAAGACGAAUCACUCGGAGAAAGCAGAGCUUCAUCGAGAACCCGCAGGUAGGCUACUGGCGGACGAAUUGGCGAAGAUGGUUCGGUCCUGGAUCGACGCAGCCCGAGUACGCGCAUGGACCAGGGGCCGGCACCGAGAAGCACGACAUGUGGGAGGACGGUCGGAGGCGGUCACGGACAGGGGUGCUCAACAUCGGCAUGUACCGUGACGACGACGAGAAGAUGGAAGGGGGCGUGGAGAGAGGGCAGGCGAAGGGGAAGGCGGUCACCCGUCCCCGACACGCGUCACAAAAUUCUGACGGGAGCUUUUCUAUCGAGCUUCCCGAGCUGUCCUCGACGCCGCUCGAGUAUCCGCCCCAUCCGUUCCCCUCAACUCCACAGCCUCUCUCUUUGAUGUCGCAGAUCUCGACCGUUCCUCGCGUCGCCCCUUCCACAUCGCUACGAAGUGCGCGCCCCCGAGGGCCGCGAGACAUGCACGGGCGGGAUAGCAGUCGAGGGAUUUUGUUGUCGGAAGCUAUUUCGCCAAUGUCCGAGGAUGAGGGGGAAGAUGACAUACCUGCGCUCAGAGUCGAGUUCGCGCAGGAACAGCGGCGGCCGGAAAGGCGCACGGAGAGAUACCUGAGUGCCGGCGGUCUGUCAUUGCCCCACUCUCUCAUGCAGGCUCUGUCUCGCAGCAGAGACGCGGAGGAUGAGAAUGGAGCAGGCCCAUCCGGGGAAUCGCGGCCGUCCACAUUCCUCUCCUUCCUUGACUUCUCAUCCUCGUCUUCGAGCUCGGUGUCGGGCGGCCGCUCACGCUCGCUUCGUCGGUCUGCUUCCAACUCUCGCUCCAACUCGACUCGCUCCAGCCGCAAAUCACGGCGCAACACGGGCAGCGAGCGCAGCACCAACAGCACAGCCCCGCCAGAGCGGCGCAUGUCAUUGGGGCUGUCUAUGACGGUAGGCGGCGGGCCCACAGCCAGUCGUCCGUCCCUGACCCCUGACAUCUCCCUCCGGGUCGUUCCUCUUCCACCACCUGUCGCGAUACCGUCGGAUGUGCAUCCACGAGACGUCUCGUUCGUCUCAGAAACCGACCCCGAUCAAAUGGGCAUGCCAUCUCCCACCGACUCGCUCCCGCUGACCAUGUCCGAGAUCCAUUUCCGACACUCGGUUCAUUCGGCGAUGUCGCAUGUAACGGAGUCUCGCCGGACGAGCGCAAUCAGGAGCAGCAACCCCCAUCCCCCGCAUCCGCCGCUACCCGUGAUGUCCUCCUCUUCAUCGCCUUCGUCGCUGAUAGCGGGCACGCAUACGCGCGACGGUUCCCAGGUCAUACGAUCGACCAUUGUGCAGAAGCUCAUGGGCCUUCCUGUGACGGAUUCAACCGCUAGCACGCCAGCUGUCACGCCGACGACUGCGACUGUCCCGAGCAGCCCGCCUGCGCCUCCAGAACCCGGUCCUAGCACGUCGGGCACGCCAGCCACCUCCAGCUUGGGACAUCGAACAGGAUUUAGCUUUAGUUUAGGCAGGCAUCGAUAG